AUGGCCAAGAAUCGUCCCGGCCAAGGUGCGCGCCGCCGCCAGAGGAACCGCGAACAGCGCGACAAGGAGGCCUACCUGACUGGCAAUCACGUGCCCGAGAGUGCCAUCCCUCGCUCAAAGCGCAUAAUCGCCAAGAAGAAGCAGCGCAAGCAGAUCAACGAGCGUCUCGACGGAAUUUCCAAGGAGAUUAAAGCUAUGGAGGAGCAGCAGCAGAACUUGCUGGAGGAGCAGCAGAGACAGAAGGACAAGGCCGCGGCCUCGACCUUCAAGACCGACGUCAGAAACAACAGGUUCAACGUCGUCCGCGACGGUCUUGAGAACACUACCAACAAGCUCAACGCGCACGUCAAGACGUUCAACAAGAUGGAAGAGGACAUGGGCAUGCGAAUGGACCAGUCUACGAUGGCGAAUGCAAAGAUCGCGAAGAUGGAGCAUCAGAUGGAGGCCAUGAUGGCGGAGAUCAGUGCCCUCAGGGAGGCGAGGAAGUGA
Molecule: messenger RNA, 489 nt
Organism: Colletotrichum karsti
Lineage: Eukaryota; Fungi; Ascomycota; Sordariomycetes; Glomerellales; Glomerellaceae
Exons: 2
Coding region: 1-489 (162 amino acids)
Source: RefSeq, a predicted model, not a curated record